GAAGAAUUAACUUCGAAUCUGCACAGUUUUAAGAACAAGGCCUUUAAAAAAUCCAAAGUCUGUGGAGUCUGCAAACAAAUUAUCGACGGUCAAGGUAUCUCAUGCCGAGCCUGCAAGUAUUCCUGCCACAAGAAAUGUGAAGCCAAGGUGGUGAUUCCCUGCUGUGUCCAAGUCCAGCUAGAGCAGGCUCCAGAGAGUUCCACGCCGUCCGCUUCUCUCUGCUGUGAUAAAACGUCGCGGCCCUCUGUCCUGAGCCCCGCCAUGGAGGAGGGUCAUGAGCUGGACCUCACCUACAUCACGGAGCGCAUCAUCGCUGUGUCCUUUCCCGCCGGCUGCUCCGAGGAGUCCUACCUGCACAACUUACAGGAGGUCACGCGCAUGCUCAAGUCUAAGCAUGGGGACAACUACCUGGUAUUAAAUCUUUCAGAAAAGAGAUAUGACCUUACAAAGCUUAACCCAAAGAUUAUGGACGUGGGCUGGCCAGAGCUGCAUGCACCACCCCUGGAUAAGAUGUGCACCAUCUGUAAGGCGCAGGAGUCCUGGCUGAACAGUGACCCCCAACAUGUAGUGGUCAUUCACUGCAGGGGUGGGAAAGGACGCAUAGGAGUGGUCAUAUCAUCCUACAUGCACUUCACCAACGUCUCGGCCAGUGCUGACCAGGCCCUUGACAGAUUUGCCAUGAAGAAGUUUUAUGAUGACAAAGUUUCAGCUUUAAUGCAGCCUUCCCAGAAACGGUACGUCCAUUUCCUCAGUGGGCUCCUGUCUGGAUCGGUGAAAAUGAAUGCCUCGCCCUUAUUUCUGCAUUUCGUCAUCCUCCAUGGCACCCCCAACUUUGACACUGGUGGAGUGUGCCGGCCCUUUCUGAAGCUCUACCAAGCCAUGCAGCCUGUGUACACAUCUGGGAUCUACACUGUUGGCCCAGAAAACGCCAGCAGGAUCUGCAUCGUCAUAGAACCGGCCCAGCUUCUGAAGGGGGACAUCAUGGUAAAAUGCUACCACAAGAAGUACCGCUCGGCCACCCGCGAUGUCAUUUUCCGCCUGCAGUUUCACACCGGGGCUGUGCAGGGCUACAGGCUGGUGUUUGGAAAGGAGGAGCUGGACAAUGCCAGCAAAGAUGACCGUUUUCCGGACUAUGGAAAGGUUGAAUUAGUCUUCUCUGCCACACCUGAGAAGAUUCAAGGGUCCGAACAUUUGCACAGUGAACACGGAGUGAUUGUGGACUACAACACGGCAGACCCGUUGAUCCGCUGGGACUCAUACGAGAACCUCAGUGCAGAUGGAGAAGUGCUGCACACGCAGGGCCCUGUAGAUGGCAGCCUUUACGCCAAAGUGAGGAAGAAGAGCUCCUCCGAUCUUGGCAUCCCAGGUGGCUCCCAGGUCAUCCCGGCCACCAGUAGCCCGGACCACGGUGACCAUACCCUGUCUGUUAGCAGCGACUCAGGCCAUUCCACAGCCUCAGUCAGGACCGAUAAGACCGAAGAGCGCCUGGCUCCGGGAACCAAGAGGGGCCUGAGUGCCCAGGAGAAGGCUGAACUGGACCAGCUGCUCAGUGGCUUUGGCCUGGAAGACCCUGGAAGCCCCCUCAAGGAGAUGACUGAUGCUCGCAGCAAGUACAGUGGGACACGCCACGUGGUGCCAGCCCAGGUCCAUGUGAAUGGAGAUGCCGCUCUGAAGGACCGGGAGACAGACAUUCUGGAUGACGAGAUGCCCCACCAUGACCUGCAUAGUGUGGACAGCCUUGGGACCCUGUCCUCUUCAGAAGGGCCACAGUCAGCCCACCUGGGCCCCUUCACCUGUCAUAAGAGCAGCCAGAACUCACUCUUGUCUGACGGUUUUGGCAGCAACGUUGGUGAAGAUCCGCAAGGUACCCUCGCGCCAGACCUGGGCCUCAGCGUGGACCCUCUCUAUGAGCGGGAGCGGACUUUUGGGAGCCGAGAGCCUAAACAGCCCUCACCCUUGCUGAGGAAGCCCUCUGUGUCCGCCCAAACACAGGUCUUUGGGCAGAGCAGCUACUCCACGCAGACCUGGGUGCGCCAGCAGCAGAUGGUGGUGGCUCAUGAGUACAAUUUCACCCCUGACGGGGAGGCCAGGCUCAUCAGCCGUGGCCCCACAGAUAGUCCUGGUCUCAUCCAGGCCCAGCCCAGAAUCCCAGUCACCCCCGCCCGCGGGGCCAGCAGCAGAGUGGCCGUCCAGAGGGGUGUUGGCAGUGGGCCGCAUCCCCCUAGCACACAGCAACCCUCGCCUGGCAAAGCGUUCAAGCACAGGUUUCCAGAGGACCCAGUCGUGAACGGAGCUGGCCUGGAGCUGGGCACAGGCCCCUCCCCGGGCUCACCCACCCUGGACAUCGACCAGUCCAUCGAGCAGCUCAACAGGCUGAUCCUGGAGCUGGACCCCACCUUCGAGCCCAUCCCCACCCACAUGAGCACUCUGGGCAGCCAGCCCAAUGGCUCGGCCUCUCUGGACGGCAUGGGUGGCGGGCUCCGGGCGAGCAGCCGGCUGCCCGAUGCGGGAGAGGGUCCCGGCAAGGUUCCCAGGCGGCAAGGCUCCUCGGCUGAUGAGCCACUGGGUGGAAGACUCCGGAAGCUGAGCCUAGGACAGUAUGACAAUGAGGCUGGAGGUCAGCUGUCCUUCUCCAAAUGUGGAUGGGGAAAGGCCAGCGUGGACCAAGCCCCAAGCCUGGUGCCUUUCCCCUCUCCAGCAGAUGUCAAAGAGUCAAUGACCGCUGCGUAUCCCCCAGGCCUGGAUACGAUCGAUGGCAGGAUGUUAAGUGGCAAGGAGGCUAUGUGUUCAACGCCAGCAUUCCCUGUGUCUCCAGAGACGCCAUAUGUGAAAACACCCCCACGGUGCCCUUCAUUCAGCCCACCGGAGCCACAGAUGAGCAGCCCGACCACUCUGCACAAAGGAGCACGUGAAUCGCGAGGCUGCCCUGAGACACUCAGCCACACCGUGGGGAUGUCAGAGAGCCCCAUCGGACCCAAGUCCGCGAUGCUCCGGGCCGAUGUGCCUGGGCCAACCUCCUUCCAGCAGACCUUUGCAUCGUCCUGCACAAUUUCCAGCAACGGCCCUGGCCAGAGGAGAGAGAGCUCGUCUUCUGCGGAACGCCAGUGGGUAGAGAGCAGCUCCAAAUCCACUGUGUCCCUGCUGGGGAGCAGCCGGCCCACAGGAAGUGCCUUCAGUGCUGAGUUCUCCAGCCCCAGCAAGGACUCCCCAGUGCUGUCCUGCUUCCCACCGUCAGAGCUCCAGGCCUCUUUCCGUGGCCAUGAACUGUCCCUAGCAGAGCCGCCGGACACUCUGGCUCCCCCAAGCAACCAGGCCUUCUUGGGCUUCAGCACUCCCCCAGUGGGCAGUGGCCUUCCACCCGAGGAGGACCUGGGAGCCUUGCUGGCCAAUUCCCAUGGAGCGUCACCAGUUCCCGGCAUCCCGCUGACCACAGCAGGGGCUGCAGACAAUGGCUUCCUGUCCCACAACUUUCUCACGGUGGCUUCUGGACAUGGCAGCCACCACAGCCCAGGCCUGCAGGGCCAGGGGGUGACCCUGCAUGGGCAGCCACCCCUCCCUGAGAAGAAGCGGGCCUCAGAGGGGGAUCGUUCUCUGGGUUCGGUCUCCCCCUCCUCCAGUGGCUUCUCAAGCCCCCACAGUGGGAGCACCAUCAGUAUCCCCUUCCCAAACGUCCUUCCGGACUUUUCCAAGGCUUCAGAAGCGUCCUCACCUUUGCCAGAAAGUCCAGGUGAUAAGCUUGUAAUCGUGAAAUUUGUUCAAGACACUUCCAAGUUCUGGUAUAAGGCGGAUAUUUCAAGGGAACAAGCCAUUGCCAUGCUGAAGGACAAGGAGCCUGGGUCAUUCAUCGUUCGGGACAGUCACUCCUUCCGUGGGGCCUAUGGCCUGGCCAUGAAGGUGGCCACACCACCCCCCUCUGUCUUACAGAUGAACAAGAAAGCUGGAGAUUUGGCCAAUGAACUUGUUCGGCAUUUUUUGAUUGAGUGUACCCCGAAAGGAGUGCGUUUGAAAGGGUGUUCAAACGAGCCAUAUUUUGGGAGCCUGACGGCCUUGGUGUGUCAGCAUUCUAUCACGCCCUUGGCCUUGCCGUGCAAGCUGCUCAUUCCAGAGAGAGAUCCGAUGGAGGAAAUAGCAGAAAAUUCUCCCCAGACAGCAGCCAAUUCAGCAGCUGAGCUGUUGAAGCAGGGAGCAGCUUGCAAUGUGUGGUACUUGAACUCUGUAGAGAUGGAGUCCCUCACCGGCCACCAGGCGGUCCAGAAGGCCCUGAGCAUCACCCUGGUCCAGGAGCCACCCCCUGUGUCCACAGUCGUGCACUUCAAAGUGUCAGCCCAGGGGAUCACCCUGACAGACAAUCAGAGGAAGCUCUUCUUCCGGAGGCAUUACCCCGUGAACAGUGUGAUUUUCUGUGCCUUGGACCCACAAGACCGGAAGUGGAUGAAAGACGGCCCUUCCUCAAAAGUCUUUGGAUUCGUGGCCCGGAAGCAGGGCAGUGCCACGGACAAUGUGUGCCACCUGUUUGCAGAGCAUGACCCUGAGCAGCCUGCCAGUGCCAUCGUCAACUUCGUGUCAAAGGUCAUGAUCGGCUCCCCAAAGAAGAUCUGAGAGCCACCCUGGCAGCCCAGACCCGCCGGCGGCUCUCAAGACCCUGGAGACAGCAGUGGGGUAAGGGCGGGGCCCCCACUUUGUACCAAACUGAUAACCCUGACAUUCCAGUGGAGGAGGAUAGACGAUCUUCCAACUCUGCAAAACGCAAGAACAAAUGUCACCGCUGAGUGACCUUUCCUAAAAGUGACUUCUUAUCUGACACAUCUCUGUGGCCAAGUGCUUUUGGAGCAUGCCCACCCAGGGUUCCUAUUGGAAAAGGACGUGAGAAGAGAGCGUAGAAUGUGUGGCAGUCCCCAAGUUCCUGGCACACCAGCAUUUCAGGGGAUGAGGAAUUCCCAGCCCUCACGGCAGAGGUGCUGAGUGGCCACUGUGCUUCACUGUGGGUAGGAGUGCUCCCGUCCAACCAAUGCCCGAGGGCCGUGGUCCCUCACCUGGGUUUUCCCAUGACAGAGAUACUAAUGAAACCGAGAAGGGGCACAUGUUUGACGGUUUGUUCAGGUCAGGCCCUCCCGCAACUCAGCGGGGGCUCUAACAAGGGGACUUUG
Molecule: messenger RNA, 5147 nt
Organism: Carlito syrichta (Philippine tarsier)
Lineage: Eukaryota; Metazoa; Chordata; Mammalia; Primates; Tarsiidae
Gene: TNS3
Product: tensin 3
Exons: 30
Coding region: 262-4599 (1445 amino acids)
Biological process (GO): dephosphorylation
Molecular function (GO): protein binding; phosphatase activity
Source: RefSeq, a predicted model, not a curated record